UAGAAACAUGUAGACGCUGACAACCCCGCCUAAGAAUGCGACCCCAAAGAAAGACAUCAUGUUUGUCAAGACUGAUGAAGUAGGUCUAAAAGGGAGACUGGUUGCCGAUGAAGAAGUGUAGGGUUGGGAAAGAGUCGGUUUAUUGUUGGUGGCUCUUGUUGGUCCUUUUAUUGGUUAGCACCAUAGUGGCAACCAAUAGGAGAUCUACGUCAACAACGAGUGUGAAAGGGGGUACAUUUAGCCGAUUAUAUUACUUAUCACAUAUAUUGAGGCAACCCUACAUAAGACAUAAGGAGGAGGCAGGCUGUGUUGAAAUUAGACGCAGGUUAUGGGGUAUGUAUUCAUUAUAUUGUCAUACUAUGUACCUACUGGAAGGGUGUGGUGCGUACCUAAUUACCACCCACCUGAUUUUAGCUCUGCCGCCGUCGCGAGCCCGUCUAAUUAUCUCUGUGGAGGUAGGGCAAUAGACGUUAAAUAUACUACUACCCACCUGAUUUAUUAGCCCCAGCCCCACAUAUUUCAGCAGGCUGGAUAUCAAAUGUCUUGGCACACUACCUAAUCAUUGAAGAUGAGCCAGUGUCCUGAUUUGAAUUCAUGUUACACAAAGAC
Daldinia loculata is the source of this 609-nucleotide messenger RNA. RefSeq lists its product as uncharacterized. The transcript is spliced from 2 exons. Lineage: Eukaryota; Fungi; Ascomycota; Sordariomycetes; Xylariales; Hypoxylaceae. Bases 108 to 467 code for a protein of 119 amino acids. The record is from RefSeq and is a predicted model, not a curated record.